Molecule: messenger RNA, 2566 nt
Organism: Gadus chalcogrammus (walleye pollock)
Lineage: Eukaryota; Metazoa; Chordata; Actinopteri; Gadiformes; Gadidae
Gene: cdc42se1
Product: CDC42 small effector 1
Exons: 5
Coding region: 302-592 (96 amino acids)
Biological process (GO): regulation of Rho protein signal transduction
Cellular component (GO): plasma membrane
Molecular function (GO): small GTPase binding
Source: RefSeq, a predicted model, not a curated record
CUCGGUGUGACGAGCUGCUUCCUGACCAGACCUGCCGGGAGCCACACCUCGGACCCGAGAUCCGAGACCCGAGAUUCGAGACAAGUACCCGCGACCGAACGGCAGGAUCUAUACUCCAGACCCGGACCAUUCGGACCCUCUCGGAGUGUGAGCAGAGCCUGGGAGAAGGAGCGGAACGCGUUUCUGCUCUGUGGAGAACGAGGAAGAGGAGACGUCACCGGGUUCAACUGUUCCUGGUCCGGAAUCCCUGUUUCCCUGUUGCCGUGGUAACCACAUCCCAUGACCUGACUCCAGCAGCUGAAUGCCCCACAGCGUCGCCACGGAAACCAACCCCAGCGUGGCGCUCCGGGUGUCGCGGAGUCUCGGGAUGAGCGAGUUUUGGCACAAGAUGGGAUGCUGCGUGGUGGCCACGCAACCACAGAAGAGGAGGAGGAGGCCGAAGAUAGACCUCAGUAUGAUCGGGGAGCCCACCAACUUCAUGCACCUCACCCACAUCGGCUCUGGAGAGAUGGCCGACGGACCGUCAGGGUCGAUGCAGGAACAGAUGCGGUCGAAAGGACCCCCCACGAACGGCAGAAACAGUCUCUUAUAGUAGACAUAGAUAUAGAUAUAGAUACACAGCUAUAUCUAUAUCUAUAUCUACACGUCUCAUAUUGCUGUUCUGCAUUGACACAUCUGGUCCUGCUGGAUGCAAUCCUGUUCCAAACAUCUGGUCUCUCCCGGUCCUUCCUGGUCCCUCCUGGUCCCUCCUGGUCUCUCCUGGUCCCUCCCGGUCUCUCCUGGUCCCUCCUGGUCCCUCCUGGUCUCUCCUGGUCCCUACCGGUCUCUCCUGGUCCCUACUGGUCUCUCCUGGUCUCUCCUGGUCCCUCCUGGUCCCUCCUGGUCUCUCCCGGUCCCUCCUGGUCUCUCCUGGUCCCUCCUGGUCCCUCCUGGUCCCUCCUGGUCUCUCCCGGUCCCUCCUGGUCUCUCCCGGUCUCUCCCGGUCCCUCCUGGUCUCUCCUGGUCCCUCCCGGUCCCUCCCGGUCCCUCCCGGUCUCUCCCGGUCCCUCCUGGUCCCUCCUGGUUUCUCCUGGACCCUCCUGGUCUCUCCCGGUCUCUCAUGGACCCAGUACCCUGGCCCUCCAUCCCGGACCCUCUUCUUCUUCACCUUCCUCUCACUGCGUGUCCCCCCCCCCCUGGACAGACCCCCACAGUGCCUGGAGGACAGACGGACUACUGGACUAGUAAUGAAAGACUCUUUGGGAGGAGGGGAGGUGUUGAUAAAGGCUGUCUUCAUGAGAUCAUUUCACUGCUGUUGUGUUAGCUGUUGUUAGCUAUUGUGUUAGCUGUUGUGUUAGCUGUGGUGUUAGCUGUGGUGUUAGCUGAUGUGUUAGCUGAUGUGUUAGCUGUGGUGCUAGCUGUGGUGCUAGCUGAUGUGUUAGCUGAUGUGUUAGCUGAUGUGUUAGCUGUUGUGUUAGCUGAUGUGUUAGCUGUUGUGUCGUGGUGGUUUCUAAACAACGGGGACCUGCUCGCUUAACCCAGUGACUCCUCUGUCUGGGAGGAGGAGUCACUGGUUAGUCAUUAACCUAACGAGUGGAGAAAGGUUCAGUACGGUGCAGUUUGGUGGAGUAAGGUUCAGUUAGGUGGAGCAAGAUGCAGUUAGGUCGAGCAAGGUGCAGUAAGGUGGAGUAAGGUGCAGUCAGGUGCAGUAAGGUGAAGUGAGGAGCAGUCAGGUGGAGUAAGGUGCAGUCAGGUGGAGUAAGGUGCAGUCAGGUGGAGUAAGGUGCAGUCAGGUGGAGUAAGGUGCAGUCAGGUGGAGUAAGGUGGAGUGAGGAGCAGUCAGGUGCAGUUAGGUGGAGUAAGGUGGAGUGAGGAGCAGUCAGGUGGAGUAAGGUGCAGUUUGGUGGAGUAAGGUGCAGUCAGGUGGAGUAAGGUGCAGUUUGGUGGAGUAAGGUGCAGUCAGGUGGAGUAAGGUGCAGUCAGGUCGUUGGAGUAAAGUGAAGUUAGGUGGAGAAAGAGUAAAGAAACACCUACUGGUCCUCUCCCCCUAAUUUCUCCCUCCCUCCUCUCUCCCCCAGAGAGGGAGACAGACAGGGAGCUUGAGAGGUUGAGAGAAAGAGGGGGAGACAGACAGACAGACAGACAGCGGUGGGCAGGGUGAGACAGAGAGAGAGACAGGGACUCUGUCUCUCUGUGGAGGAGCAGCAGGAUGGUUUUGUCGGGGUCUGAAAUGACCCCCAGCUCUUCUUGGGACUGGUCAGACUAGCAGCCAUCUUUUGUUUUACUGUUUGUUCAAUUUGGUUCUUAAUAAUCCUCACAUUCCUUCUGCUGGUUCUACUGGGAGCUGCCCAGUAGAACACAUUCAACCACAGUGCUACGGGGGGACAGAAUCCUGAAAUAAAAAGUAUUUUCCCAAAAGGAUUAUUAAAUGUGUUCUGAUUACAAAGUCUCUCUGGUCUGUUUCUGCUGUCGCUCUGCUGGUACGGUGUGAAGGUUGUUCUGGUACGGUGUGAAGGUUGUUCUGGUACGGUGUGAAGGUUGUUCUGGUACGGUGUGAUGGUUGUGCUGGUACGGUGUGAUGGUUGUG